Molecule: messenger RNA, 933 nt
Organism: Paraglomus occultum
Lineage: Eukaryota; Fungi; Glomeromycota; Glomeromycetes; Paraglomerales; Paraglomeraceae
Source: the annotation of a GenBank genome assembly
AUGUCAUCUAAACUGUUUGACGAACAGACGCACUUGUUCAUUACGGAAAAAAACAUUCUCUCCGACGAAAUACAACAGCUUCUUCACAACCCUCCCCUAAAGCUGGCUCUGCCAUUACAAGAACUCAUCGACCCAACUCGACGCUCACGCCGACAGCGAAACUCAGGUCGCAUACCUCGAUCUAAUAAUGAAUGGAUUAUGUAUCGCCGAAAUCUAGAUGCGGCAAAAAAAUUGGAAGAAGAAGCGGCGAUGAAAGAGGCGGAAGAAGACACAUUAUCAAUCAAAGAUAAACUAGAAGAAGAGAGAGUUACGACGUCUACAACUAAUCCAAAAAUGGCCAAUGACAGCAGUAAGUGUACCGCGACGAAAAACAAGCAUAAUAAAACCGGAGGAAAGAUGAGGCGGUCCCGUCGCACAAGGGACACGUUAAAAAUAUAUUCUAAAGAAGCGAAAGAGCGCUGGGAAAACGAAGAACCACGCGUUCGUCAGUUUUUUAAAAUACUUGCAGAAUUGGCCCGUAUUGUACAUAGGAAACGGUAUCCAAAUUAUAAGUACGAGCCUCGAGAAAAAAAGACAAAAAAGCAGAAUAAAUGCAAAACCGAAGGGAGCGGGGGAUUUAUUUUCUUUGACGGAUUUAGAGAGUGGCAGGAGAAUGAUGAUGAUAAAAAAGAAGACAUAAAAGUGGAUAACACCACGCGCAAAACGAACGAAGAGCAUGAUGAUAUUCAUCAAGCCCUUGAAGCUAACGCAGUCAAAAUGGAAAUGGAACUGGAAGACUCGGGCCCAUCGGAAGGACUAAUAUAUUUUGACGAACAAAAUUACCUGGAAAUGGAUCCAGUCUAUUUGCUUCCAUACGACAAUUAUGGUUAUGUUAAUAAUUGGUGGCAGAUGAAUUUUGAGGGCGGUAGUAGACCGUUUGAGCCGAGCUAUUAG